Lutzomyia longipalpis is the source of this 800-nucleotide messenger RNA. RefSeq names its product histone H4 (gene His4r). The transcript is spliced from 2 exons. Gene Ontology annotation, biological process: nucleosome assembly. Bases 209 to 520 code for a protein of 103 amino acids. Lineage: Eukaryota; Metazoa; Arthropoda; Insecta; Diptera; Psychodidae. The record is from RefSeq and is a predicted model, not a curated record. Gene Ontology annotation, molecular function: structural constituent of chromatin; protein heterodimerization activity; DNA binding. Gene Ontology annotation, cellular component: nucleosome.
UUAGCAAAGAAACUAGAAAAUUCUACUUAUCAAUUUUCUGCCAGUUUCUGACAGUUCCGAGAAAGGCCGAAUUUUCGGAACAACAUACCGCAGAAACGAUUCCGAAAUUAUUGACACCUUCGACACCAUUUGCAAUUUGCUUGCAGCAGUGAGAAAAUUGCGUCUCUGUGAAAGAAAAAUUUUUGUGGAGUUUUGCUUUGUGUGAAAAAUGACUGGUCGCGGAAAAGGAGGUAAAGGAUUGGGAAAAGGAGGUGCCAAGCGUCAUCGCAAGGUGCUUCGUGACAAUAUCCAGGGUAUCACGAAGCCAGCUAUUCGUCGUCUGGCCCGCCGUGGUGGUGUGAAGCGUAUUUCGGGGCUCAUCUAUGAAGAAACCCGAGGUGUUCUUAAGGUGUUCCUUGAGAACGUGAUUCGUGACGCUGUGACUUACACAGAGCACGCAAAACGUAAGACCGUGACUGCUAUGGACGUCGUGUAUGCCCUCAAACGCCAGGGCCGUACUCUCUACGGCUUCGGUGGCUAAACAGUGAUGGCCCCACACAGAAAUUGGCGUCGUUGCGCAAAGCGCCAGCAGCAUUCACUUAACAAUUCCAUCUAUAAUAAUAAUAUUACACUAACUAAACAACAUAAUAUUCUAUUCUCACCAAUUGAAGGAUAUUUUCAUUCUUUUUUGGACAAAAUCUCACGUAUUGGAUUCAAUUAGAAUUUAUUUUUUGUGGCUGUAUUUCGUUUAUUUUUCCACCAAUUUAUUGUAAACAUUUUCAUUGAGAAAAGUAUCAAAUAAAAUUGAUUCAAUGUGAAAA